This is a messenger RNA of Rhipicephalus sanguineus (brown dog tick), 1332 nucleotides long. RefSeq names its product receptor-type tyrosine-protein phosphatase H-like. The record is from RefSeq and is a predicted model, not a curated record. Bases 1 to 1332 code for a protein of 443 amino acids. The transcript has 7 exons. Lineage: Eukaryota; Metazoa; Arthropoda; Arachnida; Ixodida; Ixodidae. Gene Ontology annotation, molecular function: protein binding.
AUGGGCACGUACACGAGGAUCCAGCUGAUAGUUAUACUGGCGUUAUUCGGCAAAGAACAGCAAGCUUUGUGCAGGGAGACGUACGUUAAGGAGGGAGAUGCUGUUCUUGGCUCUCAAUAUGCUCCUCCUAGCUUCACUGCAGAAGUUCCGCUGAUGGACUCGGCCGUUGUGAGUGCGCUGACGUCUAGCGCGCUACGAAUUACGUGGACGACGGAGUGGAAAUACCAAUUACGCAUCACCGUGUGCCCGUUGGAAGGAACAAAGAGACAUUGCAACGACUACGUCGCGGAUGGCUCCGAGUACGUGUACACAGUCACCGGACUCAGUGCGAGUACGCUGUACGAGGUUGACACGACUGCGCAGGUGACUCGUUACGGGUUGACCUGUACGGGCCCGGUGUUCGAACAGGACGUGACGACGUUUUCAUCGGACAUAGGUCCCGUGCGAGACCUCAUCCACACGGUGAUCAACGUAACGGUAAUCUCUGCAAGCUGGGACGAGCCUGCCGAGGCUGAUCGGAUUGACGGCUACACGAUUAUUUGCAAGAACGAAGCAAGCGGCCAGUCCACGACUGCUGAACUCCUUCGCACCGGCAACGUGAGCAUCGUUUUGGACGUCAAGCAACAGCUCGCGAACUUCAACUGCUCAGUCAACGCGUUUGCAACGUGGGAGAGUGGGCGCCAGGAAGGACUGGCUAGAGUAUUCGAAGAAGCUACUGAUGGCAUAGCUGCACCCCGUGAAGUUAACCUCACGAAUUCCACGAAGACCAGCCUUACUUAUUCGUGGUUGGCCGAUCCAACUGCAAAGAAAUUUCGGAUUCACGUGAGAGCUGUGUCGCCUAAUUGCAGUACUUUGGACCUCAUUAGGUGGCUCGACACAGAAGCGCACGUAGCAUUCGUCGAGAAUACAGUCCUGCAUUUAUCUCCGGGAACGCUGUACGAGGUCUCCAUUCAGAACUGCGCCGACUACUGCGGCUUGUCGACAGUCGUCCGAAGCACGACCGAAAUAGAUGCACCCUCUCCCGUGCGGGAGCUUCAGUCGAACCUAACGGGCUUCUCUGAUGUCACGCUGACGUGGGAACGGCCCCAGAUGCCCAAUGGACCGAUUGACGGAUUCGUCGUCAAGCUCGUGAAUGAGAACGUGAACAGAAGUGAUGUUCAUACAGUUGAUGGAAGAAAUUUGAGUCUCAGCGUUCACCUACGCGAUCAUUUCACGUACUUCAAGGCAUCCGUGUCCGCUUACAACGUUGAUUAUAAUCAUAAUUUGACUUUGUACGGCAUUGAAGAGGAGACAGACUUUGCCACACUUGGAAAAGGCAAGUUAAGAUGGUAA